Molecule: messenger RNA, 1407 nt
Organism: Acanthochromis polyacanthus (spiny chromis)
Lineage: Eukaryota; Metazoa; Chordata; Actinopteri; Pomacentridae
Gene: atox1
Product: antioxidant 1 copper chaperone
Exons: 4
Coding region: 164-370 (68 amino acids)
Biological process (GO): copper ion transport
Cellular component (GO): cytosol
Molecular function (GO): copper chaperone activity; metal ion binding
Source: RefSeq, a predicted model, not a curated record
UAUCCGGUCUUCUCGACGUUGGCAGUUAGCUUUACAGUCAGUAGCUCAGCCAGCAGUUAGCAUUCCUGCAGGUUCCCACAGUCAUUUUUAACACUUACUAGUCAGCCAGAAGCCGAAGUCCACAGCUGGUCCGAUCGACAGGUUGCCACACAUCACCUGAGACAUGACGAAGCACGAGUUUGAGGUGGCGAUGACAUGUGAGGGAUGCUCAGGGGCUGUUACCAGAAUCCUCAACAAGCUGGGAGAUGUGAAGUUCGAGAUCGACCUGGAGAAGAAACUGGUUUUGAUCGAGUCUGACAGAGAAGUGGAAGAUCUUAUGGCGACGCUGAAGAAGUGUGGAAAGGAAGUCAAGUACAUCGGGCCUAAAUGAAGGAACCUGCUUCAUGUAGAACAGGACGUCAUUGCUGUUGAUGCAAAGUGAAGAUUUCUAUGGAAUCCCAGUUAAUUUCCUGUUAGAAGGUGUCUGAUGGACCCUAAGUGAAUCCUCACAGAUGCUAGCCUCGUCCAGCUUUUACGCACACAAAAAAAGACCCUUUGGAUGCAGAUCUUGUCUCAGUGUCGGCUACACCUGGCGAGCAUGGAGGAUGAUUUUUUUUUUUUUUAAAACUCAAAUGAUGUCCUGUGAAAUGAGGAAAAACGGCUAAUUUAUGUUCAAACCUGACGUCCUCUACUUUGUUUUUUGUCCCAUGAGCAGGAUCAAGAGGUGAUGGGGUUAUCAUGUCAGCAUAAUUAUUAAUAUAUGUACACGUUAAGACAAAUGCGUGAUUUUUUUAACAACAACAAUGAUGUCUUAUGUCUUGUUUUACCAUCUAGAUACAUCUGUUUGAUGAACAACAGACAGGGACAAAACAGGGACGUAGAGUAACACCACGGUUGUUCUUGAAUAUGAAGUUAAAUCAAUUUUCAGAUAAAAAAGGUCGCUAUCUGUGGAAAAAGAAACCCUAAAUAUCCAAACAGGACUCCCGUCAAACUUGCUUACAUUCCCUAGAUAAUAAAGCAAACAGCAAACUAUUGGAUUGUGUUUGCCUGAACCUGAAUCACCGCCUUAAACGUCAUAAAAAGUCAUUCUUCAAAGCUCCAUGCACGAGGUUGUCUGCAGAUCUGCACCAAAGGGGGGGGGGGGACACUCUGUCUGUCUUCCUUUUUAGGGACCAUCUCCUGGAAUUGGCUUCAUCACAGUUUACACUACAGUAAUCUAGCCCAACACCACAGGUCAAAGAUAUCAUGCUCUUAUAGAUUUACUUACAUCCAUCUUUGUUUUCUUUAUUGUAAUUUACUCUAGGUUUGGUUUUUGUUACUUUGAAGGAAAAGCCAAUCUCUUCAUCCUGGACUUUUCUGAUUAACCGUCUGUUAUAACAUGUUGUGUAUGCACAGGGAAAAUAAAAUAAAAUCUGCCUCCUUACAACA